Messenger RNA from Boeremia exigua, 3641 nucleotides. Its product is annotated as ARF GTPase-like protein activator. Bases 116 to 3565 code for a protein of 1149 amino acids. Gene Ontology annotation, molecular function: protein binding; GTPase activator activity. Lineage: Eukaryota; Fungi; Ascomycota; Dothideomycetes; Pleosporales; Didymellaceae. Gene Ontology annotation, cellular component: endosome; cytoplasm; trans-Golgi network. The record is from RefSeq and is a predicted model, not a curated record. The transcript has 6 exons. Gene Ontology annotation, biological process: intra-Golgi vesicle-mediated transport.
UGCGACUGCGACUGCGACUGCGACUGCGACUGCGACUUGCGACUUGCGACUUGCGACUUGCACGCAGCAACCCGAGGCCACCCUGGCUGCACCGUGAACGCGAUCCCUCGAGACCAUGGGCCAGGUCGCCAGCAGAACAGGCGAGGGCGAGACGCUGUACCUGCGCGACCAGACUCGCUUCUCGGUCGCCGCCUGCAGCAUCGCCAACGCGCGCGGUCGCACGAUCCUGAACGUCACGCCGAAUGCGUUCCCCGCGGCGCGAUACAGCCCGAAAAGAGAGCUUGGGGACGAGAGCGUGAUCGAGUACAUCCAGGAUCCAGAUGCCUCACCGAACGCUGACGGACCGCCAUCCUUCCUGUUACGCUUACCGAACGACGAAGACCUCACGUUCAACUUCACAUUCAUACUCCGCCAGCAACUGGCGGUGCCUUCCAAUUACAGCCCCAACAGCGCGCCGAGUCACGCUACCACCGCUGGUCUCAUUGAUACAUUUAUCAAUGGCUUGACCUUUGUGUUUGCCUCGAGUUCUAGAGAGCUCGAUAACCUGGUCACGCGCGAGUUUCAUGCCAACCCUAACCUCCACAAGAACCCGCAGGUCGAGCUUGUCGGGGACUACACUACAGGCGGGAGCUCCUCAGUUUCGUUUCAGUGGGCUUGGAAGUUCACUCCUCCCAAGACCAACGAGUGUCGCGGUGGGGGUUGGCGCACCAGCUGCAGUUUUGUAGAGUACGACCAACGCGCGCAUAGAUUGGAGACCUUAGCCAACUUUGCUUUCUGGAUCCAAAACACCACAAGGUCUCUUCAAAGUCCUAAGACCACAACACCGAGACUGGAGCUGGGUCUACCUCCAAGACUACGCGUGCCCUCGGCACAAUCGAUAGAUUCACGUGUCAGCGACUCAGUAGAGGAGAAUCGGGAAUGGGAUAACAUACCUCCAAGAUCCCCCAUUUUUGAGGCAAUACCUGAGAAUGGCCUCAGUCUUGUGUCGACGCAGACUACAGCGCUCACAAGCGCUUCGGUCAAAGUCGAUGUUCUGCGCCCGGGUGAGGAUCUCAGUCAAACUGACGAUGGGCCUUUAUUUCGCGCGACUAUGAAAUCCCUAGAGCAAAAGACUGGAAACAUGCGCAUGCGGUGGAAAAAAGUCCUCAAAAGGGCAGAGUCCGCUAUGGAAGCGCAGGUGAACUGCAACAAUGCCAUGUCAGACCUCAUGGACGCUCUAAAGGAAGUCUCUUCUUCAAACGCUGGUGCUGUACAACCCGCAAUCGACCAUUAUUUCGACAAAAUCGCCAAGGACAUCCUCGCGUACGAACGAUCGAAUGCCACCAACGUCCAAAAGCUUAUCAUUGACCCGAUAUAUAAGCUGUACAAUGUUGACAUCAAAAAAGCGGAGACCAAGCGCAAAGACUUCGAAGAGGAAAGCAAGGACUAUUACCAGUACCUCGGAAGAUAUCUCGGACAACGACAAGACUCCUUGAAAGAGAAGAAACGGGCAGAAACAGAUUCAAAGUACCAAGACAAGAAGCGAAAAUUCGAGCUGAAGCGGUUCGACUACUCAUCAUUCAUGCAAGACCUCCAUGGUGGUCGCAAAGACCAGGAUGUCUUGUCGCAUCUGACGCGAUAUGCGGACACACAAGCCAACAACUUCCUUUCCACAGCGAAAAUAAUCGAGACCAUGCUGCCUCAGCUUGAGGCUCUAAGCCAGGAAGUCCGGGAAGCAGACAAAGAGUUCCAGUUACAGCGGACAGGAAGAGAAGAGAAAAGGAGGCAGUUGGAGAAAGACAGUAAAUCUUUUGACGCACCGCCUUCACAACAAGCACCUGCAACGACAACUGCUAAUGGAGGUGCGCCUAGAGCCCCAUCGAGCGCAGAUGGAGAACUUCCUGGUCGUAAAUCGAGUAUAGCGCCUGUAUUUCAGAGCACAGUCAGUCCGCCUCCAGUUCCAACUCCAACAGGUAGCUCUUAUAUGAGCUCCCCACAAAGUCCGGAGGCAAGCAAAGCGGUCCUGGUUGCUGUGACUCCUCAGCCAGACAAGUUUAAGGGCAUAAGAGAUUUGGAGGAGCGGGCUUGUAUAAGCGAGCUCACGCCUGGUGCUCAUCGCAAGGAAGGUCUGCUGUGGGCGCUCAGUAGGCCAGGUAGUCACGUCGAUCCCAAGGGCUUAAACAAGCAGGCCUGGCACAAAUUUUGGAUUGUGCUAGAUCAGGGCAGACUAUCGGAGUACACAAAUUGGAAGCAGAGCCUGGAACUACACAUGGAUCCGAUAGACCUGCGCAUGGCAUCAGUUCGCGAGGCACGCAAUGCAGAUCGAAGGUUCUGCUUUGAGGUCAUCACCCCUCAGUUUACACGUGUCUACCAGGCCACAAAUGAGGAUGAUCUGAGGUCGUGGAUAUCUGCUGUAAACAAUGCCUUACAGACCGCAGUGGAGUCCACAGGGAAGAAAGAUCGUCCAUCGACGGAGUCUCUACCGGGCCAGACUCGUCGAGACAUCGCAUCUGUGUUGACAGGAAAGAGCCCUUCUCUAUCCAGCAAAGGUAACAACUACGGCCCUAGAGCACCAUCUCGGCACGCCACAGUAGGGGACAAACCUGGAUACAGGCGCGAGGAACCUGCAGGUGAUGAUGGCAAGCUGCUUAAACAGGUGCGAGAAGCCGACGCUGGGAACAGAAUGUGCGCGGACUGCGGCUCUGAAAGUAAGGCCGACUGGGUAUCCAUUAACCUGGGUAUUGUGAUCUGCAUUGAAUGCAGCGGUAUUCACCGUUCGUUGGGUACACACAUCACCAAAGUGCGGUCCUUGACACUCGAUGUGAACUCGUUCACGCCCGAUAUUAUCGAGCUACUUCUCAAGAUUGGCAAUCGCGUCAGCAACAUGAUCUGGGAAGCAAAACUGGACUUUUCCAUCAAACCGGGGCCCAUGUCAACAAGAGAGCAGAGGCUACGUUUCAUUACCGCCAAGUACUCGGAACGAGCAUAUGUCUCUCCCAUCUCGUCUACUGUCUCACAUUACGGAACGGCCGACGAAACAUUGCUUGCCUCAGUCAAGAAGAACGACAUACAGAAUGUCUUAUACGCACUUGCAUUGCGGGCAAAUCCCAACUCUCGAGACAGGUCCCGAGGGACACAUGCUGUGUUCUUAGCCCUCGCAGCCGCCGACCCUGCUUCACCCUCUGCAUCUGCAUCACCUGCAACUUCACCUGGUCGAGAUGCACGGCCUUCGACACCUCAGCCAAUCCGCAAGCCUUUCCCUGUAGCAGAGCUGUUGCUUCAGAAUGGUGCAGAUUUACCGAUUACGGCGGCACCCAUUCCCCUUAGCUUGUCCGCACGCCAAUACCUCGAUUUCAAAGCGGAUCAGAAGACCGGGAAGCGCGCAAUACCUGUAAUGCCCGGGGGGCAACCAAACCCUAGUGGUGACGUACUACCCGCCCUACCACACAUCACAGCCGGCAAUGGUAGUACCCCUUCCGAACGAGCACGUGAGCGAGAGGCACGGCUUCAGAAACGCGUUUCUGCUAGUGGAAGGUUGGUGAAGAACACAUUUCAAGAUUUCACUGAAGGUAAGCGCGGCUCUUAAGCUGGCUGACGCUUACUCGUUUCGUUUGCUUCUAGUUUAUACCUGCCCUGGGUGGCUUGCGGAAUUUCUCGAUGGG